GGGGAAGCGGAUCUGUUGGGUGAUUCGCGUCCCUCAUGUAUCAUGCGGUUGAAACUCCGGAAUAUUUUCCUUGUUUACUUUGUUGUUUCCAGCGUUGGUCUCAUGUAUGCUCUCCUGCAAAUCGGGCAACCAUGUGACUGUUCACAACAUUUGCGCUCAGGCAGCAAUGCCCAUGGGAGAUCUCGGCAUUCUUUUGUUCCAAAGGGACCCAGGGACCUUUCAGAAGAUGACCAACUGCCUGUCAUAUAUGUGGUGACUCCAACCUAUGCACGUCCUCAUCAACUAGCAGAGCUUACUCGCCUCUCUCAGACUCUGCUUUUGGUUCCUUCUCUACACUGGAUUCUAGUUGAGGACUCUGCAGAGCGGUCAAAGGCAGUGGCAGAUUUACUUGCCCAGAGUGGUUUGCAUUACACUCACCUGAAUGUGCAGACACCUCCCGUAAUGAAGCUUAAGGAUAGUGAUCCUAACUGGCUUAAGCCUCGAGGUGUGGAGCAGCGCAAUGAAGCUUUAAGGUGGCUUCAGCUGAACAGAUCACCGAAGGAUUCUGGGGUUGUAUACUUUGCUGAUGACGACAAUACUUAUAGCAUCCGUAUUUUUCAGGAGAUGCGUUACACACAAAAGGUCUCAGUCUGGCUCGUUGGACUGGUUGGGGGGUUGCGGUAUGAAGGUCCCCUUGUGGAGAAAGGACGAGUGGUUGGUUUUCAUACAGCCUGGAAACCCCACAGGCCAUUUCCCAUUGACAUGGCUGGUUUUGCAGUUUCCCUAUCGCUGCUUUUGUCGCAUCCUGGAGCUCGAUUUGACCCCAAUGCAGAAAGAGGAUUCCUGGAAAGCAGUUUACUGGGUCAGCUGGUAUCUGUGGGGGAGCUAGAGCCGCGAGCAGAUAACUGCACAAAGGUCUGGGUGUGGCACACACGCACUGAGAAGCCAAAGCUCAAACAAGAAGAAGUUUUGGAGAAACAAGGGAGGGGUUCAGAUCUUAAUGUACAGGUGUGAUUUCAAUGCAGAGGUCAGACCCUAAUGUACAGGUAUGAGCUAACUGUUAAGACCUGAUCCUCGGUUUCAGAUUUGACCCUAAUGACAACAGUUUGCUACACUGAUCUCAUGCUUUUGAUCCAGUUAAAGUACAGGCAUCUUAAUAAGAUGAUGAGAAACCUUCACCAUAGGUUAACUGAUCACAUUCAUAUGUACAGGUUAACCUUGAGAAGGAAGUCAAUACAUAGACUGUUGAUCAGUUUGUUUCUGCUGAGCAGUGUGCUAUCCUUCAGAUGUGAACCUAACAUGGAGAUAAAGCAGUGUAAGUUCUAUAAAUGCAAUUUUAUUAUAAAGGUCAAAUCUAACUGAACAUGUGCAAUGAAUGCAAAGGCCUGAAUGAAAUGUACAGAAAUGUAAGUUCCGUGGCCCUUGUUAAAAACGGGAACAUAGAUGCAAGACUGUAACUUUGGCACAGGGUGGUGCCAACUGUUGUAAAUAGUGGCUCUGUAUGAGGCAUUAUCAGACCAUGAUCCUUUUGGAAAACCAUGAGAAUAAUUCUUUGCAAUUACGGUAAUGUGACGAUUAGCUAUUUAUUACAAAGUAAGACUUCUGGAAUUAUUAAAUAAAUCUUUUUAGCCUUGAA
Messenger RNA from Xenopus laevis (African clawed frog), 1615 nucleotides. It is a transcript of the gene b3gat3.L, whose product is annotated as beta-1,3-glucuronyltransferase 3 L homeolog. Gene Ontology annotation, biological process: carbohydrate metabolic process; chondroitin sulfate proteoglycan biosynthetic process; glycosaminoglycan biosynthetic process. Lineage: Eukaryota; Metazoa; Chordata; Amphibia; Anura; Pipidae. Gene Ontology annotation, molecular function: galactosylgalactosylxylosylprotein 3-beta-glucuronosyltransferase activity. Gene Ontology annotation, cellular component: membrane; Golgi membrane. The coding region runs from base 43 to 993 and encodes 316 amino acids. The record is from RefSeq and is a predicted model, not a curated record. The transcript has 6 exons.